AUGGUCUCGCCGCUCCAUCAAGCUGCGGUGUUUCUCAGGAGCGUUGCUACGUUCAGUGGCGUGCACAUGUGUUUCAGACAUGUAGCCAAGGGGACUCACUGAAAACAACAUUGCUAUCACAGAUUCAAGUCUGCAACGUGGUGGACGCACCCGGCUCGGACAAGAUGAGCUCCAACGCAGGAUUGAAACAGACAGGAGUUCAGGAGAGGCAGUCGUUAAUGGGCAGAUCUUGACGGCAACCCCGCCGACCUGAGACGCCAAGAGUCGCCGCUGCAGAGCAUCGCGGCCACGCACUGAAUCCAAACAGAGCUGUUAUCCUCCACGACCAGCGUGGGACCUGAGACGAGACAAUGGCGAGCCAGGCUGACUGCUGCGUGAAGGUUGCAUUGAGGAUACGUCCUCAGAUGGCCAAGGAGAAGAUCGAAGGUUGCCACGUGUGUACGUUGGUCACACCCGGCGAGCCGCAAGUGCUCCUGGGGAAAGACAAGGCUUUCACCUACGAUUUUGUUUUCGACAUCGACUCGGAACAGCAGAGCAUCUACCAAGCGUGCGUGCACAAGCUCAUCGAGGGCUGCUUCGAGGGUUACAACGCCACCGUCUUUGCUUACGGCCAGACGGGCUCUGGGAAGACCUACACCAUGGGGACCGGUUUCGACGUGAGUCUGGCCAUGUCGGAGCAGGGCAUCAUCCCACGAGCGGUUCACCACCUCUUUGAAGGGAUCCAGAGCAGGAAGGAGAAAGCCAAAGAAGCUGGCACCCAGCCCCCCGAAUUUAAAGUCAGCGCCCAGUUUCUUGAGCUUUACAAUGAAGAGAUCCUGGAUUUAUUUGACGCCACGAGGGAUCCAGAGAGUCGGACCCGGAAGUCCACCAUAAAAAUCCACGAGGAUUCUAGUGGUAGUAUCUACACCACCGGGGUCACUUCCAGACUCGUCCAGUCUGAGGAGGAGUUGCUGCAGUGUCUGAAACUGGGCGCGCUGUCCCGCACCACCGCCAGCACACAGAUGAACGCUCAAAGCUCCCGCUCACACGCCAUCUUCACCAUCUACCUCUGUCAGAUGAGAGUCUGCCAGCAGCCCUUAGAAUUGUCAAACGGAGACGGGGGGACCAAGGAAUUAAAUGGUGUGGACUCCAAUGCCAUCGAGCAGCCUGAGUUUGAAGCGCUGAUGGCCAAGUUCCAUUUUGUGGACCUGGCUGGUUCGGAGAGGCUCAAACGCACUGGAGCUACAGGAGAGCGAGCCCGGGAGGGAAUCUCCAUUAACUGUGGACUGUUGGCCCUGGGAAAUGUCAUCAGUGCUUUAGGAGACCAGACCAAGAAAGGGGGUCACGUCCCCUAUCGAGACUCCAAACUCACUCGCCUGCUACAAGACUCACUAGGAGGCAACAGCCGCACCGUGAUGAUCGCCUGCGUCAGUCCGUCCGACCGCGACUUCAUGGAGACCCUGAACACCCUCAAGUAUGCCAACCGAGCGCGCAACAUCAAGAACAAAGUGGUAGUGAACCAAGACAAGACCAGCCAGCAAAUCAGCGCCCUGCGUGCCGAGAUUGCUCGCCUCCAGAUGGAGCUGAUGGAGUACAAGGCGGGGAAGCGCGUGGCAUGCGAGGACGGUUCGGAGGGUUACAGCGACCUGUACCAGGAGAACGCCAUGCUCCAAAGAGAGAACGACACACUGCGCCUCAGGGUGAAGGCCAUGCAGGAGACCAUCGACCACCUCAACACCCGAGUCACACAUCUGCUGGCCAACGAGGUCAGCGUGCUGCUCUCCAAGUCAAGUGAGGGCAACCAGGAGAUUGGGGCUCUAAUUCAGACCUACAUUCGUGAAGUUGAAGAACUCAGAUCCAAGCUGCUGGAGAGCGAGGCCAUGAACGAAUCAUUGCGACGUCAAGCCGCUCGGCCCUCCUCUCGAGCGACCUGCGCUUCCUCCUCUCUGAGCCCGGCCCCUGGACACCCCCCUGGCUCUUCCCCCUCGACCAUGUCCAUGGAGGCCGAAAUGACGGACGUGUUGCGCAGGGCCAAGCUGGACAUCGAAAAGCUGAAGAAGAAGGAGAGGAGGCAGAGGAGGAUGAGUCCAGAGUUGGAGAAAGGGUUGAAAAAACGCGUUAAGUUACACAACCACGAGAACGGCGACAACGGCCAAAAUGGACAAAACGGACUGAACGGAGAGAUCGAUUCGGAUGACAAUCACACAGAGGACAUCAUGUCGACGUUGCAGGAAGAAAGUGGUUGCGAUGAAGAGGAGGAGGAGGAGGAAGGAAGGGAGGAAGAUGAUGAGUUUGAUAGCGAUGAGAGCCUGGUGGACUCGGACUCAGAUUCUGAUGAGAAAGCCAACUUUCAGGCCGACCUUGCUGACCUGACCUGCGAGAUCGAGAUCAAGCAGAAGUUAAUAGACGAGCUGGAGAACAGCCAGAGGAGGUUGCUGAUGCUGAAGCUCCAGUAUGAGGAGAAGCUCAUUCUGCUGCAGAACAAGAUCCGAGACACCCAGCUGGAGAGGGACCGCGUGCUUCAAAACCUCAUGUCCAUGGAAAACUACACGGAGGAGAAGGCUAACCGCAUAAAGCAGGAGUAUGAGAAACGUCUUAAGGAGAUGAACCGAGACCUUUUGAAGCUCCAAGCUGCACAGAAGGAACACGCGCGUUUGCUUAAAAACCAAGGCAGGUACGAGCGGGAGCUGAAAAAACUCCAAACGGAGGUCAAUGAGAUGAAGAAAGCCAAGGUGGCGGUGAUGAAGCAGAUGAAGGACGAGCAGCAGAGAAGGAGGCUGGUGGAAGCCAAGAGGAACCGAGAGAUUGCCCAGCUCAAGAAGGAGCAGCGAAGACAAGAGUUUCAAAUCCGGGCCCUGGAGUCCCAGAAGCGACAACAGGAGCUGGUCCUGCGCAGGAAAACACAGGAGGUGACCGCCCUGCGUAGGUUGGCCAAGCCCAUGUCAGACCGCGUAGCUGGACGCGUGGCCCGCUGGAAUCAGACCGCCCCGGUUACCGACUCUGGCGCAGAGUUGUCCGCCAGUACGACGGCAAGCAGCUCCGAACCCGAGAGCGGAAAGACUGUGAGUGGGUUAGUGCGACAGUGGAACAACAAAAACAAUGGCUAUGGAUACCUGGGAGAGAGCGAGGGGAGCAUGGAUGGAACGCGGGUCAUCGGCAGCCGGAAGAAGCUGCAGCGGAAGCCGGCGGGCGUCGGCACCAACGCAACGGCGGGCCGAUCCGUAGCCUUUUCCAAGUUGGCCCGUCAAAAGUGGCAAACUCUGGAACGGCGCAUUAUGGACAUCGUCAUGCAGAGAAUGACAAUUGCCAAUGUAGAAGCUGACAUGAAUCGACUCAUCAAGAAACGAGAGGAGCUGACGGCCCAGCAGGAGGCGCUCUCGCACAAGCGAACGGUACUAAUGGCCGAAGGGGAGGGUCCAGAAGCAGAGGACCGGCUCCUUUUGGAGAUCGGCGAGGAUCUCGAGGUUCUGAACGCUAACAUCGAUUACAUAAAUGACAGUCUGUCCGACUGCCAGGCGACUAUUGUGCAGAUAGAAGAAUCAAAGGAUGAGUUGGACUCAGUGGAUACAUCAGUGGUAAUCAGCUCAUGUUCUCUGGCUGAAGCGCGCCACCUGCUGGACCAUUUUCUCAAGGCCUCCAUUGACAAGAGCUUGCAAGUGGCACAGAAGGAGGCUCAGAUCCGACUACUGGAAGGUCAGCUGAGACAGACCGAUGUGAUCGGUUCAUCCCAAAAUCACAUGAUCCUCGAUGCUCUGCGGGAAAAAGCUGAAUGCAUCCCUGAACUGCAGGCUCUCCUUCUCAAUGUACAGCAGGAGAACGGUUACGCCAGCACAGAUGAGGAACCUUCUGAGUUCAGUCAAGCCUCAGACAACAGUGUCUCUUUACUGAAAGAAUCCAACAGCCAAGAAGACCUCAAAAUAAAGGCGGAACCUCGUCUGUCAGCUCAGAUGAAGGCGGUGUCGGCCGAGUAUCUGGGUCCCGCCCUGGAGCAUUUGUCAAGCUGCAAGCAGGCGCAAAUCACAAAGUCUUUGGCCUCGCUGACCGACAUCCAGGAGGACGGUCUGAGCACGGUCAAGGCGAGCCUGGGCCUUGGUCUCAGCCUCUCUCUGCGGGACCCCUACCACAAGGACAGAGUGUCACGCACCAUCAGCUUGCCUAUCAGAGGACACACCUUUCCCAGGCAGUCACGAGGCUACGACACCUCUCCCAUCACCAGAAGGAAAUCUUAUGACCGUUCAUACAGGCCCACUGAUGGCUAUACACCACCUUCCUCCCCUCCUCUGAGGGCCAGGAAUGACCGCAACGUGUUCUCGAGGCUCACCAGCAACCAAAGUCAAGGUUCUGCAUUGGACAAGUCGGAUGACAGCGAUUCGUCGCUCUCCGAGGUGCUCAGGGGUGUGAUUAAUCCUAUCGGUGGCGUGAAGGGGGGCCGGACAGCCCCCUUGCAGUGUAUGUCUGUAGCCGAGGGGCAUUCAAAGCCCGUCCUGUGUGUGGACGCCACAGAUGAGCUGCUGUUCACUGGAUCCAAAGAUCGUACCUGUAAGAUGUGGAACCUGGUGACAGGUCAGGAGAUUGCCACGCUCAAAGGUCAUCCCAACAACGUGGUGUCAGUUAAAUACUGUCCCUCCUCGGGUUUGGUCUUUUCCGUCUCGACGUCCUACAUCAAGGUGUGGGACAUACGAGAUUCGGCCAAGUGCGUCCGUACACUCACUUCAUCAGGACAAGUCGUGUCAGGCGACGCGUGUGCCGGCGCCACCACCCGCACAAUAACAUUUGCACAUGGUGAAUGUCAGAUCAACCAAAUUGCACUCAAUCCAUCAGGAUCUGUUUUGUAUGCCGCGACUGGAAACACGGUUCGCAUUUGGGAUCUCAACAGGAUGCAAGCUUUGGGCAAGCUGACCGGCCACAUUGGUUCCGUCAUGUGUUUGACGGUGGGACAGUCUCUGCUGGGCAAAGAUCAAGUCAUCACUGGCUCGAAAGACCAUUACGUAAAGGUCUUCGAUGUGGCGGAGGGCACUCCGGGUAACAUCGGCCCGGCUCAUAACUUUGAGCCACCGCAUUACGACGGCAUCGAAUGUUUGACCGUGCAGGGAGACGUGCUGUUCAGUGGAUCGAGAGACAACGGCAUUAAAAAAUGGGAUUUGGAACAGCAGGAGCUCAGUCAGCAAAUCCCCAUUGCCCACAAAGACUGGGUGUGCGCCCUGGCUUACGUCCCGGCGAGGCCGUUGUUGCUCAGCGGCUGUCGGGGCGGCAUGCUGAAGGUGUGGAACGUCGACAACUUCACUCCCAUAGGAGAAGUCAAAGCACACGACAGCCCUAUUAAUGCCAUAUGUAGCAACUCCAAGCUGAUUUUUACUGCGUCCAGUGAUUGCAGAGUGAAAUUAUGGAACUAUGUGCCCGGCUUGACCCCGUGUCUUCCUCGCCGGGUCCUCGCCAUCAAGGGCCGAGCCACCAGCCUCCCAUGAUUAGCACCUUCCUUCCUUCCUUCCUCUGUGACAAGACGGUGAAGAUCUGGCUGUCAAAGGUGUGGAGAAAGAGGUGACAACACAACUGACGGGCGGCGGUUGUGAUCUGUGACCUCACUUCCACCACCGAGGCAAUCCCACUUUUUUUUGUCACUGUGGAAAACGGAACAUUUCCCUGAAGGGCAAGAGAAACAAUUGUUCCUUUCAUGUUUUUGUUUUUUCCGAUUGAAAUUUAAAAGUGCCGUCUGUCGCGAUGCCACUCGGACAAGGCAAAUGCAUCUUGCAGACGCUGCUGGCAGCACGAUUUCUCUCAUCGUAACAAAAUGAUGAGUGCCGUGCUCUUUCCCCUGUUUCUUGAGGAGAUUGAAAAGCAGAAUACGGAACGGAACAUCUGUGUAAACACCUCGAGUUUCCCGGAAGAAAAAAAGAUUUGUCUUUUUUAAGAUCAGUCAUCAUUUUUAUCAAGCUGUUACACAACUCGACAUCUCAAUUUUUGCCCGAGAUUUUUCUCUUAAUUAUUUAUGUCACUGACUUUCUGUGCUGAUCAACAAGUAGUGUUUCAUUUUCAUUUUCCCUACCUCAUUUGUUUUUGGACUGUGCUUUCCAAGUGGGCGAGAACAUCUUUAUGGGUCUCUUUGCACAAAAACCUUGUGCUGGACUUGUCUGGCUCUUUAUGUCUGCAAAUGUGCCCUCUGUUGGCUCAGCCUGUCUUGUGCUGACCUUGCAAACAGAACAGCACACAUCCAGUAGCACAAGCGAGGUGAUACUACCCCUGGAGGAGCUCACUAGACUUCAUUAUCUUGUGCAAAAAGUCCAGACGACAGCAGAAAUAUGAAACACCCCCUGCAGACGACCGCAGAUUAGUCCCAGCCCCCACCAGAGCCCCCAACAAUCCCUCUCAGUCUGUUUACAUUGUUGAGAAUAUCCGGUAAUUGGCAUGGGUGCAAUCAUGCCAAUUAAGCUCAUCGAUCAUAAAGUUACAGUCUGUAGUGCAGGAAAAGCAAAUUUCUGGACUGGAAUGAUCUCUGAACGUGCUCCUUGGCGGAUUCAGAAGUCAAGCACAGUGGAACCUCUUAGGUUGAACUCAACAGAAUGCCAAACAUCUGUCAUUACCUCAAGCACUUUAACUGGAAUGAUGAAGGUGUCUCAUUUUUCUUCAUUGUUACUUGCUGCCUACGAGGAAAAAGAAAUGGGGAAACGUAAGAAAAAUGUCUUCCAUACCAUAAAGAUCAGAAGUUGUCACAACAAAAAAGCCAAAGAAAGAGCCAAGCCCUCAUUCUGAGCGAUUCCUUUGACAAUUAAUUACUGACGUCUUGUGUAACGUCUUACAAGAAAUUGCAUUGAACCUUUGUUUGACAUUAAAGUCUUCGGAAUUAGGGGGUUCAAUUCCAGAGGUUCCGCUGUAAUUGAUGUCGCUCUUCCAAGGAGAGAAUGACCAAUUGAGCCUACUCACGGCAUGUGCAAAAUGUAACAAAUCCAACCAAAUCACACUUUGUCUGUUCACACGUAUUAGGAGUAACACAGAAUGCUAAUCUGAAAAACCGAGAAGGAUGGCAGAUCUCCACCUCUGACAGCAGAGGUGGAAAUCUGCUUUCUGCUUUCCCCCUUUUCCCGGCAAGUGAAAGUCUGUGUGAAGCUAAUUUGAUUAGCGCUGUCACAUUUCUCCCGGCUGCUCUGCGGAGGAGAUUUCUUUUUGCUGGAAAGCAGGUCACAACUGAGAGGGAUUCUGAAAUCUCCCUCCACACUUCAGUUGCUCCAUUAAAGAGUCGGAACACAUUUCUUACGGACACUGAUUGCAGAAUUAAUGUCCACUGGAUAUCCUUGUUUGUUGUUGUUGUUGCAGAACACCUAAUUUGGACAGGAUUCUUCAAGCAAUCAAAAUAAGCCAAAUCCCCCCAGCCCAAGCUCCUGCACCCUGUACAUGACAGAAAUUCUAUGAAAUGAUGCAAGGUUGUGUUACACUGAAUUUCUGCAGUACACGCUGCUGAAACACUCCAAAAGCAAUUUGUUUGUUUUUAUCAAUGCAAGUAUGUGGACCUGCGUCACUGCCAGGCGUGUUGUUGGUUUCUAUAUUUUUUUUUCUAUGUGGAGCAACUCAGGUACAGGUUGAAGGAUCAUUUUAGUUUGUCAUCACUUGAUGUGAUUGUUUUGGGUCGCGUUAUUUUUUUUUUCUUCAAAAUGCCUUGUUUGUGUAAAAGGGGGCUCUUAACCGUAUCACCCUGUUCAUACUACUUCUACAUUUUCAUUUUUGUUUUUUUAUCUAUACACUUUUCUGUGUAGUCUUGCUCUGUUGUAAAAAUCUUAAAAGUAGGUUUUCACAAUUUGUUGUGUAAAUCAGUGGAGGAUUUAUAUAGGAUUUGGCUUCCAGCGUUGGCGUUACUGUAUUUUAGUCUGUGCCAAUUAGCCAAUCAAAGCCAUUUGCCACUUUUCAUAUUUCUAGGUCAUACCUGGAGAGGAGAGGAUCUCACUGUGAGUGGCCCCCUACCGAAACACACAAUGUUCAUGGUACUAACUGAAUGAUUGCACAUCUGAGAAAGGAGAUUGCAGUUUGGAAUGAUCAGCCUCAGUGCUUAACACCUGCAUCCAAUUCGCCACGGUAUCACACUGGAUAGAUUUCAAAGUCAUCGCUUUUCCUUCCCUUCAACAUCAUUUUUUAAUCUGGCCAUCAUUCCCUUCAAAGUUUGUGCCUAGUUCUAAAGAAAGGUUUGUCCAACGACAGUUUACCGCUUGACGUGGUGUAAAUAGUCAUGCCAUAACUUUCAUGUUUGCAAACUGACUUUCUUCAGACAGCCUCGCUUCAUAUUCAAAGAGUAUUACUGGCCAUGUGUGGAGAAAAAAGUUGAGGGAAAAAAAGGUCCUUUUAAGUUUUGUAAUGUCAUUCGAGGCAAGACUGUUGAGGAAAACCUAAAAUAGUAACUAAAAUGACCUUUGUUAUUUCUCCCCGCUCAUCAAACCCAGUCUUGAAGUAACGUCUAAAGUUAAUCCUUGAUUAUUAUCGGCUUUAUUUCUAGUGAUACAGAGCCUGCCAAUCUCAGACUGAAAAUACUAAUACUCUCAUACUCUGAAAGUUAGGCCUUAAAUGUUUUUGUUUUUUUUAAAUAGUAGCCACUGGCCACUGUUGUGAAUAGUCCACAAAUGUACUGUAU
Syngnathus acus (greater pipefish) is the source of this 8590-nucleotide messenger RNA. It is a transcript of the gene kif21b, whose product is annotated as kinesin family member 21B. NCBI's taxonomy places the organism in Eukaryota, Metazoa, Chordata, Actinopteri, Syngnathiformes, Syngnathidae. The transcript has 35 exons. Gene Ontology annotation, biological process: mitotic spindle organization; microtubule-based movement. Bases 351 to 5444 code for a protein of 1697 amino acids. The record is from RefSeq and is a predicted model, not a curated record. Gene Ontology annotation, molecular function: microtubule binding; ATP binding; microtubule motor activity.